This is a messenger RNA of Neurospora tetraspora, 1194 nucleotides long. RefSeq names its product S-adenosyl-L-methionine-dependent methyltransferase. The record is from RefSeq and is a predicted model, not a curated record. The transcript has 4 exons. Lineage: Eukaryota; Fungi; Ascomycota; Sordariomycetes; Sordariales; Sordariaceae. Gene Ontology annotation, molecular function: methyltransferase activity. Bases 1 to 1194 code for a protein of 397 amino acids.
AUGGCUUCCAGUAGCGGCCAAACUCCCAAAAGCCCGCAGGCUCAGAGCGCCAAAAGCUCGCAGAGCCCCAACACCUCACAGUCACAGAGCCCCAAAAGCUCGCAGAGCCCCGAGGCAGCAUCGCCAGCACCCGCUGCUGCACCCGCUGCUGCCCCCGCACCUCUGCUCAGCGCCGAGGCGGCGACUGCGGCUGGUAUUCUUCCUGCAUCGCACUGGGCUGAUCAGCCGCUUCCCGAGGAACGUCCGGACGAUGAUGCUGACUCUACGUUUGGAUCGGACGUCGGCAGCACCGCUUCCUUGACCAGCAGCAUUUUCGAGUACCGCACCCACCAUGGCAGAACUUACCACGGCGAUAUCGGUAAUGCCGAGGCCUGGGAGCCCAACGACCAGCAUCACGUCGAUGCCAUGGAUGUAGCCCACCACUGUCACACAGUGUGCCUCGGCGGAAAGCUUUUCAUGUCCCCUCUUGAUAAGAAGAGGGUCCAGAAGGUAGUGGAUAUUGGCACAGGCACCGGCCUUUGGGCAAUCGAUUUUGCCGAUGAAUUCCCCAACGCGAUCGUUAUUGGUACCGACGUCUCCCCCAUCCAACCUUCGUGGGUACCUCCCAACGUCAAGUUCGAACUCGACGAUUGUAACCAGGAAUGGACCUGGGCCGAUAAUACCUUUGACUUUGUUCACAUGCGCAUGUUGAUGGGCGUGAUUGCCGACUGGUACGACAUCUUCCGCCAGGCCUAUCGGACCUGCAAGCCAGGCGGCUAUGUUGAGACCUUCAUCGGCUCUCCCCAAUUCAAGAGUGACGAUGGGUCGGUAAAGCCAGAUAGCGCCCUGGGUCAAUGGGGCAAAGUCUUUAGUGAGGGCGGCAAAAAGUUCGGAAGAACGUUUGACGGUGUUGAGGAGGAUCUGCAAAGGAAGGGGAUGGAAGCGGCCGGCUUUGUCGAUAUCGAGGUCAAGGACAUUCUAUGUCCGAUUGGCACCUGGCACCCGGAUAAGGAGGCUGCAGAGCGAGGACUGUGGUGGAAGAUGUCGCUUGACAUGGAUCUGGAGGGAUAUCUCACCUACAUCUGCGCCAACCUGCUGGGCUGGACGGUAGAAGAGACAAAGGUCUACUGCGCCCAUGUUAGGAAGGAGUGGGCUGAUCGUAGCAUCCAUGGCUACGUCUGGUUGCGUGUCGCAUGGGGCCGGAAGCCAGAGUAA